AUGACGUCCAAAGACUUGACAAAGCCAUUCUUUUGGGGCGAAGACAAUAUUGAAGGGUUUCUUUUCGACUAUGAGAAGUAUGCAAAAUCCAAAGGUUGGGAUGAAGAGACCCAAUGUGGAAUGAUUGUGAUGCACAUGUUGGAAGAAACAAAACCUUGGGUUAGAGGACAAAGGAUAAAUCGGUUAAGAAACAUAAAACAAGGAGAAAAGGAAACAGUUAGAGGAUAUGCUAGUAGGUAUAAAGCAUAUCUAGACCUAAUAAAAAACUCCAUAAGAGAGUAUGAGAAACGGGAUUGGUUUUUAGAUGGAUUAUGGGAACCAUUUCGAUCCAAGGUGACGAUGUUCUGUCCAGAUACUUAUAUGAAGACUAGAGAUACUGUGCUUCAAAUUGAAAACUUCCAAAAGGACAGAGAGCGAAUUGAGGAUAAAAAAUACACAUUUACGAUUGAAGAAAGACCUCAGUCAGGUAACACCAAUGUAGAAGGAAUAACAGCAGCAUUAGAAGCUUUGACGAUUAACUGUGUGAAACAAGAGACGAAUGAUGCCAGUAGAAUAGAUAAAUUGGAAGAGAAUAUGAAAGAAAUUAUGAAAAUGUUUAAGCAAUUCAUAGAAAAUCAAGGGACAUCUGAACGUUCUAACUCUAGAAAUCAGGAUACAAUGAGAUCUCAAAGACAGAACUCUACGGGUUGUCAAUGUUUCGUUCGUCAGGGAGAGGGCCAUAUGGCACGUAACUGCCCAAAUAGUGUAGCUCAAGGACAAAUAGAGCAAAGAAAUGAUCAGAGAAAAAUGAAGCCAGAAAAUAUAGAUAAUAGGGACAUAAAUAUUCAUUAUUUUGAAAUAAUGGAUACUUCAUCGAAUAUUGGUGUGGAAUGUCUCAAAGUAGAAAUGGUUAAAGGAGAGCCUAUUUUCAACACUAGAAAUUAUCAUUUUCGAAAAAGAAAAUGUCCUAACGAUGAUGAGGAGAUCCUAGAGAUGACUAGUAGUGAUCAAAAGGAAGAAACAGAAGAGAAUAAAAACACUCCUUGA
Dentiscutata erythropus is the source of this 1026-nucleotide messenger RNA. The record is from the annotation of a GenBank genome assembly. NCBI's taxonomy places the organism in Eukaryota, Fungi, Glomeromycota, Glomeromycetes, Diversisporales, Gigasporaceae.